Cotesia glomerata is the source of this 1080-nucleotide messenger RNA. RefSeq lists its product as uncharacterized. The record is from RefSeq and is a predicted model, not a curated record. Bases 1 to 1080 code for a protein of 359 amino acids. Lineage: Eukaryota; Metazoa; Arthropoda; Insecta; Hymenoptera; Braconidae. The transcript has a single exon.
AUGUUCUUUACAUUUUGUUGCAGAGGAUUGCAAUGUCCUGUAGCUGAAAAAAAUGAUAAUAUUGAUUUAUUAAUUCCAUCAAACACUGUAAACAGUUGUCUCAAAAUUAAAGAUGCAGCAACCCAGUUUCCAGAAGUUAAAGAAAUAGAAAAACAAUUUCAGAAUGUGAGCGUUCAAGUUUCAAUAGGGUCAAUCAUACCAAAAUUUUCAAGUUUUAUUACAACUAAUGAUGAAUUAAGCACGAUGACAGGAAUACCCAACUUCCAAUUAUUAAACACAAUAAAAAAGUUAGUCGAUAGAAGAACUUCAUUUCAUUCGAACUCCAAAUUUGAUAAUCUAGAAAUAAUCGUAGUGACAUUUAUGAAGCUUAAACAAAACAUGUCAUACGCAUUAUUGGCAGUUUUCUUUCAAAUUUUUACCCCUGAAACUUGUCGAGAAAGAAUUCUUAAUAUGAUCGAUGUUUUGCAUGCAUGUUUGAAGCCUGCUAUUUAUUGGCCAAGUAAAGACAACAUUUCGAGAAAUAUGCCCCAAUGCUUCAAGGAUUUUCCAAAUUUUCGUGCUGUUAUUGACUGUAUUGAAAUACCGAUACAAAAGUUCAAAAAUUUAUGCUGUCAACUUAACACUUAUUCUUAUUACAAAAGUUGUUAUACACUAAAAUUUAUGACAGCUGUAACUCCGGCAGGAUUAAUUCCAUUCAUUAGCAAACCAUAUGGGGGUCGAUCUUCAGACAAUGUUAUUUGCGAACAAAGUGGAAUUCUAAAAAUGAUGGACAAAAAUGACGACUUGAUGGCUGAUCGAGGAUUUACUGUUGGUGAAUUGUGUAAGAAACAUGAUGUAAAUUUAAUUAUACCUCCAUUUCUGAAACAAAAACAACAGUUUUCACAAGCAGAAGCGAUAACAGGACGAUUAAUAGCCAAAGCACGAGUUCAUAUUGAAAGGAGUAAUCAAAGAAUUAAAUACUUUCAGAUACUUUCUUCCAAAAUGCCUACCGGACUAGUCUUCAAAUCUGAAGAAAUAUUUACCAUUGUUUGUGCCGUUGUAAAUUUAAGUAAUCCUAUUUUAAAAAAUGACAAAUUUUAA